CUUCCUCUAGUGACAAUGCGGAAGUGUUGCAGCUCCAAGUCAGAAAAUGGAAAAAUGGCCAUCACAGCUGUCGCUCUUCAGGACCACAUAUCAAGAUCCUUGCUCCAUAGCCUGUCGCUGAGUGACCCAGUGAGAGACAGACUGAGAGUGAAAGGCCCAGGCCGGAGACCCUGUCAGAGAAACGGGCACGAGAAUGGCAAGCCACAGCAGCAUCCGUCUGCACAGAGGUCACUGGAGGGGAGGGAGUACGUGUUGGACGCAGCACCGCCACCGCUUACGCUGGCCCAGAAGCUGGGCCUGGUGGAGGCUCCUCGGAGGAGGCUGUCCGAGGCGGAGUGGGAGCAGGUGAAGUCCCGCUCCGUCCAGGAAGGCGACUCCACACAGCCCUGUGUCAUCUGCAGGGAAGAGUUCUGCCUGCAACCACAGGUGCUGCUGUCAUGCAGUCAUGUAUUUCACAGGGCCUGUCUCAGGGCGUUGGAGCGCUACUCAGGCAAGAAGAGCUGCCCCAUGUGCAGGAGGCAGCAGUACGAGACCCGGGUGAUCCACGAGGGCGCGCGCAUCUACAGGGAGAAGAGUGUCAUCAGAAUUCAGGCAUGGUGGAGGGGCUGUGUCGCUCGGAGAUGGUACCGGAACGUCCGCCGAUCUGUCCCACCAAAAGACAAGCAGCUGAGACAGAGGUUCUUCGAGACCAAGCUCCAGGAGAUGAGUGACAGCCUGGUGCAGGCCUGCCGCACGGACACAGAGGCCUUCCUGACCGACAUCGACCACUCGCUGGCCCAGAGCCGCCUAGUCUUCAGGAAGCUGGACACAGAGUGCGCUCCCGACGCCCAGGCCCUGGACUGGGAGCAGGUCAAGGAGCAGGCUGUCCAGAGGGAGAUGCAGGACUGCCCCAUCUGCCUGACGCUGCUGCGGCCCCCCUGCGCUGGGCCCGGGCGGGGCAGGGUGACCCGGCGUGUGCUGCUCCUGUCCUGCUCACACCUCUUCCACCAGCCCUGCCUGGAGGCCUUCGAGCUCUUCUGCCCCGAGACGCGCCCCACAUGCCCCCUCUGCAGGGCCGCCUACAGCAAGCGGGUGCUGUGAGGUGCCACCCUCGCCAGCCUGGUCGCCUAACCCGCCGUUACUGCCGAAUAUCUUUUGCUGUCAAUUUCAUUUAGGUUGGUUGCAUAUUGACCAGCAGUUUGCUGCAUUGCAGUCCCGUGCUGACUUUGAUAAAGAGAAAUAUGUUCUUUGUACGCUGUGUCAGUUUGCUGAAAUGUGACAUGACUUAGAGAGGUAUGUUACAGGAAAUAAUUUCCAGUCCAUUUUAAGUGUGCGCACACA
Sardina pilchardus (European sardine) is the source of this 1320-nucleotide messenger RNA. RefSeq names its product ring finger protein 32 (gene rnf32). Gene Ontology annotation, molecular function: protein binding; metal ion binding. The coding region runs from base 16 to 1080 and encodes 354 amino acids. Lineage: Eukaryota; Metazoa; Chordata; Actinopteri; Clupeiformes; Clupeidae. The record is from RefSeq and is a predicted model, not a curated record. The transcript has 8 exons.